AGAGGCGGAUGAAAAUGCAGCCCGCCCUGCCCCGGCCGGGCUGGGGACAGUGCGCCGGGCUGCACCGGGCGGCCGGGCGAGGCGCACGAGCAGGGCGCCCGUCCCCCCUCAGCCCCGGAAAAUGAUCAAGUCAAUCAUGUGGACAUGUUUCAUUAUUCAUUGAACACAAUCUUUUACAACGCUCCGUUUACGUGCCCGAGUUUGCUCCCGACGCCCGCGUCUCAAUGUUUAAGAUGCUCCUUGACUUAAUGCUGGGGUUGUGUCCUGCUGAACCCACUGCAAGUUAAAGACACCCUAAUUCGAAAAUGCACGUCAUACUCUUACCCUACUGAACGUCAUAGCUCAGCGCAGCCCACCUUACACGUGCUCAGAACACGGACGUUACCCCACAGCUGGGCAAACUCAUCUCACACAAACCUGGUUCUACAACAGUGUUGAAUGGCUCACGGAGUUCAUUAUGCGUAUCACUUUCGCACCAUUGUCAAGUCAAAAAAUUGUUAAGUGAAACCAUCGCCAGGCGGUGUAGUCUGUCUGGACGCGGGAUCCCCCUCUGGCAGUCUGUCAGUGCCUGGACCAGCUGCAUCCUUUCUGGGUGUUUCUCGUCAGACUGACAGUCCUUAAGACAAGUAUGCAGUUAAGCUGCUAAGGGAUGGAAGAAGCCAGCCUGUGCCUUGGCGUGUCCUCGGCGGCGCCAGAAGCGGAGCCCCACCUGAGCGGCCCCGUCCUCAACGGCCAGUAUGCCAUGAGUCAGAAGUUGCACCAGAUCACCUCCCAGCUCAGCCAUGCCUUCCCCGAGCUGCACCCGCGGCCCAGCCCUGAGGACAAGACCCCCACGUCCCUCGACGAGAAGGCCCACGUGUCCCUGAGCGGCCAGCCCAUGGGCAGUCAGAUGGCGCUGCUGGCCAACCAGCUGGGCCGGGACGUGGACACCAGCCUUAACGGGCGCGUGGACUUGCAGCAGUUCCUCAACGGGCAGAACCUCGGCAUCAUGUCGCAAAUGAGCGACAUCGAGGACGAUGCGCGCAAAAACCGGAAGUACCCGUGCCCUCUGUGCGGCAAGCGCUUCCGCUUCAACAGCAUCCUGUCCCUGCACAUGCGCACUCACACCGGUGAGAAGCCCUUCAAGUGCCCCUACUGCGACCACCGGGCGGCGCAGAAGGGCAAUCUCAAGAUCCACCUGCGGACCCACAAGCUGGGCAACCUGGGCAAGGGGCGCGGGCGCGUGCGCGAGGAGAACCGCCUGCUGCACGAGCUGGAGGAGCGGGCCAUCCUGCGGGACAAGCAGCUGAAGAGCAGCCUGCUGCAGCCGCGGCCCGACCUGAAGCCCCUGCCGCACGCGCAGCCCACCCCGCCGGCCGCCUGCCACCUGGCGCUGCCCGCCAACCACAGCGCGCCUGACACGGCCAACCCGGUGCCCUCGCCCAAGCAGGCCAGCGCGCAGGACGAUGCCGUGGCCCCGGCCGCCGGUUUCCGUUGCACCUUCUGCAAGGGCAAGUUCAAGAAGCGCGAGGAGCUGGAGCGCCACAUCCGCAUCCUGCACAAGCCCUACAAGUGCACGCUGUGCGACUUCGCGGCCUCGCAGGAGGAGGAGCUCAUCAGCCACGUGGAGAAGGCGCACAUCACGGCCGAGUCGGCGCAAGGCCAGGGCCCCGGCGGCGGCGGUGAGCAGGCGGCCAACGAGUUCCGCUGCGAGGUCUGCGGGCAGGUGUUCAGCCAGGCGUGGUUCCUGAAGGGCCACAUGCGGAAGCACAAGGAUUCCUUCGAGCACUGCUGCCAGAUCUGUGGCCGGCGCUUCAAGGAGCCCUGGUUCCUCAAGAACCACAUGAAGGUGCACCUCAACAAGCUGUCGGCCAAGAGCAAGUCCCCCAGUGACGCUGAGGUGCCCGUGGCCUUGGGCGCCAUGGCCCAGGAGGCCCACGCCAACCUGUACUCCAGGUACCUGUCCUGCCUGCAGGGCGGCUUCCUGGCCCCAGACAAAGCCGGCCUGAGCGAGCCCAGCCAGCUCUACGGCAAGGGGGAGCUGCCCGGGAAGGAGAAGGAGGUCCUGGGGAAGCUGCUGUCCCCCAUCGCCAGCGUGGCCCACGGCAUCCCCGAGGGGGACAAGCACUCCCUCCUGGGCUGCCUCAACCUGGUGCCGCCGCUGAAGUCCAGCUGCAUCGAGCGGUUGCAGGCUGCUGCCAAAGCUGCCGAGAUGGACCCUGUGAACAGCUACCAGGCUUGGCAGCUCAUGGCCAGGGGCAUGGCUGUGGACCACGGCUUCUUGUCUAAGGGACACCAGCUCCAGCGCAGCCAGGAAGACCCCCUGGCAAACGCCAGCGUCAUGUUUGACAAGGAGAAGCGGGAGUACGUGCUAGUGGGAGCAGACGGCUCCAAGCAGAAGGUGCCUGCAGACUUGGGUCACAGCACGAAGGUGGGCGCCCAGAGGGACCUGCCAACCAAGCUGGACCCUCUGGAAGGUGGCCGGGACUUUCUGUCACACGGGCUCCACCAGGCACUUGACUAUAACUUGCAGGGCCCGGGGAGCAUGAAGGAGAAGCCCACCGAGUGCCCCGACUGCGGCCGCGUGUUCCGCACCUACCACCAGGUGGUCGUGCACUCCCGCGUCCACAAGCGGGACCGCAAGGGGGACGAGGACGGGCUGCAGGUGGGCCUGGACGAGCGGCGCGGCUCGGGCAGUGACCAGGAGUCCCAGUCCGUGAGCCGCUCUACCACGCCGGGCUCUUCCAACGUCACCGAGGAGAGUGGGGUUGGCGGUGGGCUCUCCCAGACCGGGAGUGCCCAGGAGGACAGCCCACACCCUUCCUCGCCGUCCUCCUCAGACGUCGGCGAGGAGGCAGGGCGGUCCGUCGGCGUCCAGCCACCCGCACUGCUGCGUGACAGGAGCCUGGGCUCCGCCCUGAAGGACUGCCCGUACUGCGGGAAGACCUUCCGGACGUCGCAUCACCUGAAGGUCCACCUGAGGAUACACACAGUGUGUGUCCACACAGUAACCAGCAGGAGGAAAGGAAGUGACUUGUGCCCACAAGGUGUGUUGACGCAGCCUCCCAGCGAUUUCGAAGGUGAGAAGCCCUACAAGUGUCCCCACUGUGAUUAUGCCGGCACCCAGUCUGCAUCCUUAAAGUACCACCUGGAGCGGCAUCACCGGGAGCGACAGAAUGGAGCCGGGCCCCUGGCCGGACAGCCCCCAGGCCAAGACCCCAGGGACGAGCUGCCCAGCAAAGCUGCUUUGUUUAUCAGGCCAGACAUCCUGAGGGGCACUUUUAAGGGUCUCUCCGGAAUCGACUUCCGCGCUGGCCCUGCCUCUCAGCAGUGGACGUCAGGGGUGCUCUCGUCCGGUGACCACCCCGGGCAGGCUGCUGGUGUGUCUUCUGAGGCCCCUUCAGACACGCUGAAAGGCUCCGACCUUCCUUCCAAAAGUACCCACUUCUCUGAAAUUGGAAGAGCCUAUCAAAGUAUUGCGAGCAACGGUGUGACUUUCCAAGGGUCCUUGCAAGCCUUCAUGGACAGCUUUGUCCUAGGCUCCUUGAAGAAGGAGAAGGAGAAGAAGGACAAAGCCCUGGCCGAACCUGCCUCCACGAAGGCCCACGGGGCAGACAGUGGUGAGGCCAAGGGCAGCGGGAAGGCGUCCCUGAGGCGGUCGGAGAAGUCCCAGUAUGAGCCCCUGGACCUGUCUGUGCGACCCGAUGCCGCCUCCCUCCCGGGCUCCCAGGUGACGGUGCAGGACAGCGUCGCGUGGCACGGCUGCCUGUUUUGUGCUUUCACGACGUCAUCUAUGGAGCUGAUGGCCCUUCAUCUCCAGGCCAACCACCUGGGCAAAGCCAAACGCAAGGACAGUGCUCUGGGGGUGGCCGUCACCUGCCGAGAGCAAGCCCGGGAGGCGAGCAAAGCGGCCGUGCUGCCCUCGGCGCUGUCCAGCAAGGAGACGGCCCUCGCCAACUUGAUCGGGCCUCUGGACUCUGCUUCCGAGAAGAUGGCCCAAGCACAAGUCAAAGAGACGCUGGGGGAGCAGAAGAGUGGCCCGUGGCCCGGCCACGUGGACCCCGCCAUUUGUAACUUCCCGACACACUUCUACAAGCAGUUUGGCGUCUACCCAGGUGCCGUGGGCUCGGGGGCCUCCAGUUCCGGCCCCAACAAGGGGCCUGAUGGGAAGGCCCACCCGGAGGAUGACGCGCCCAUCCUGGUCCCCGACACCGCACACCAGGACACUGCCGAUGACCUCUCCGACAUCGCCUCCUCGGAGGACAUGGGCUCCACCACGGGGGAGAACAAUGAUGAAGAGGAGGUCGAAACGGAGCCGGACAUGGUGAGCAAGCCGCAGGCCGCCCUCAGCAAGGACGGCGGCAGCGACGGUGGGGAAGGCCUGCUGCCCGCGGGCACCUCCCAGCCCGUCCAGGGACUGGUGGCACCUUUCCCCCAGGCAUCCGAGAAGCAGUGGCACGGCCCGGGCCUCCUUGCAGCGCAGGACCCCUCGGCUGGCCUGGAGAAGCCGGUGAACAUGCUGUCGGUCCUCAGGGCCUACGGUUCUGACGGCUUAGCCGCCUUUAACGGACUUGCAGGUGGGACAGCAAAUGCUGGAUGUGUCAAGAGGCCAGACUUGUGUGGUCACCGGCCUUUCCAGUGUCGUUACUGCCCCUACAGUGCCUCCCAGAAGGGGAACCUGAAGACCCACGUCCUGUGCGUCCAUCGCAUGCCUUUUGACAACAGCCAGUAUCCUGACCGCCGGUUCAAGCGCUCCAGAGUCGACUCAGAGGCUUCUGGGAAUUUUGAAGACCCCACGGCCGUCAAGGCGGGCAGCUCAGCCGAGCCGGCGGAGGAGGGCAGCCAGGCCCCGCCGGACCGCAACUGAGCGAGCCCGCCCGUGUGUCGCAGCGUUCUGUUACACGGUUGUAGAGCUGUGCGUCUGGUGAAAGAGUUUGCUGACGCAUCCGGAGGGAAAAAAUCAUGUACAACUCCCCGCUAGUGUAUAGAACAUUUUAAAAUUUUAAAAAGAUAUCUCUAUAUAUAUAUUACAAAAGCUCCCCAGCCCUUGACAAUGGCUGCUAAACUGUUACCUGGCAACAAGAACUUGCAAACAAUGCAGGUGGGGACAGGAGGCUCCAGACAAGCCCGGUGUCCUCAAAGCUCUGCUUCGGGGAGCUGGGGGCCCUUCCAACUCCAACGUGGUCUUUGUCCAAAACUCAUGCUCUUAACUGAAAAACGAUACCAUCUCAGUGCUUUAGUGCUGCCUAAGAUGGAGAGGCUGCAUUUUCGUUGUUGAGAACACCUCUGUCAUCUGACACCAGCUGCUGUCAUUUGCCUAGCACCCAAAUGACACGUGCAGGGAGGCAGCCACGGUGCCAGUCAGACUGGAGCGGUCACUGCAGAGAAAAUCAAUUCACGUGGUGUCCUGACUGCACUCUCGGAGAAAUCUUAGACGGCCCGCAGCCCGUGUCGGGCUGCCCCACGCUGCAAACGAUUGCCAUCUUAAAUGUGCAUUUAAAAAAUCCACAGCCAAACGAAUCAAUGGUCAGGAAGUGUCUGCAGACAAAUGUCCACUGCAGGCUUGAUGACUAAUUCCUUUUUUUAGAUCCAAUUGCAGUAUUGAGAGAAAUGCUUUUUUCUUGUCUUUUUUUUUUUUUUAAUUUUUGGAUUAAAAAAAAGUGGCUAAUAAAACAAUUAGGGGAACAUUCUAUAAAAUGUUUAGAAAAACUAGCCAACCCUAUGCAUAGAAGGUGCUGGUGAGAAAUGGAAAUGUAUGUAAUAAUAGAAAGAUUGUUCUUUAUUAUGAUUUUUAAAUUUUUACUUGAAUGAAGGCUGCUCUGGUCCUUGUUAUUAGAAUUUUUUUUUCAUGUGUUAGUUUUUGUAAGUGUCACAGACAUGAAGCAAGAUUCUCUUCUCCGGCCAGUUCUUAUGAAACAGCUUGUAUUAACGUAGGAAUGCAAGCAGCCUUCUCUCUGUGGCUAAGGGAGAAAACUGUUGGAGUUAAAAUGUCUGUUUUUGUAAAACAAAUGUGUUCUAUAUUUUUGUAGAUUUUAGAUUUUCUACUGAUUGGAUACUCCAAAUUUAUCAAGUUCUGCACCACUCAGAGGGAGAUUUUGAGGGCCAAUAAUGAAACACUUAACUCAUUUUUUUUUUUUUAACAAGCGGUUGAAGGACACUAGUAAUUAAGGGUUGUUCUUGAAUCUGCUCGAAUGGCAAAAAGGUUCAGCCUCUUAACUUCCUUCCUCUGAGUGACAUGAAACCGGUGCUGUUGCUUGUGGUUGGGAAGAAAAGAAGGAAUAACUUCUAAAACAAAGUCACUCAGACUUAAAAAAAAGUCGAUAUUUCCUUGCAGGCUGGGCGCACAGAAUGAAACCCCAGGGCCUUAAAAACUUCAGCUCUAUAGCAGUUUACAAAAAUACUAAACUGCAAUCAAUGUAAAUAAAAUGCUUUGCUAUCCUGAGACCAGAAGGACUCUCAGGCUAAUAAGAAAUCCGGUUUGCAUAUGCUGUGGCGAGGGUGUCACUCACCCCAGGGUGCAGUGUAAACGAGGUCGCCCUGCAACCUGGGCCCAUCUGGCAUACAGCAAACUGCUUUCUUGUUUUUCUAGAAUAGUUCUCACUGCCUUACUUAAAUCGAGUUGAUAAACUUAAUGCAACUGUUUCUAUGAUCCUAGAGAAAGGACUGAAAUGUUAUCGCAAACGUUCUGACUGUAGUAAGCUUUAGCAUUUUAACUGCACUACUGUGUUUGGUGGCUGUGCCGGUCGCUUGCUUUCUGUGUGUUUGCCCCGCCUUUGGUAUCUUAGCAAAGAAAAAAAUAUAUACAAAAAAAAGAAGAUAAAAAAAGUAAAAAGGAAAAAAAAAAAGAGGAAAAAAAAAAAACCAAGAGCCACAUUCCAUUCCCAGCAUUUUGGGAGCUCUUUCGGUAUUCUUUCAUGUCUUCUGAGCAUCGUCAGAUGCGACAGGCAAUAAUUCUGUUUGUGACACUGGGAACAGCCCCUCUUCUUUGUGGCGUGUGUGUUGAUUCCAUUUUGUCCAGUGCUGCCGUCCCCUUUUCCCCCUCUCACACAGGCCUUCCUUCCAGAACAUUUGUAACUUGUAAUACAAACAAGUGACAGCCGCAGUGAUGCAGUGUCAGUUUCUGAAUGUCAUCAGGUUCUCCUAUCUAAACAUGUCAAGUUUCCCUGUAACUUCUGUAGUCUGUGAUUCUGGUCAGAAUACUGUCUGCAUUCCUACACAAAGGAAAAAUCUAUCUUGGAGGAAUCUGAGAUCAAUAGAGUAGAGGAUUUUGUUGCUAUGCUUGUAACAAGUAGAAAACUUUGUAUUUAAAGUUUAUUCUUGGUCAUUAUUUAUUAUUAUAAGACAUCAGUUGACAGAACUUUAUUCUGGUAUAGAAAGUAUUAAAAGUUGUUUUU
Molecule: messenger RNA, 7373 nt
Organism: Rhinolophus ferrumequinum (greater horseshoe bat)
Lineage: Eukaryota; Metazoa; Chordata; Mammalia; Chiroptera; Rhinolophidae
Gene: ZNF536
Product: zinc finger protein 536
Exons: 8
Coding region: 650-4846 (1398 amino acids)
Biological process (GO): regulation of DNA-templated transcription
Cellular component (GO): nucleus
Molecular function (GO): RNA polymerase II cis-regulatory region sequence-specific DNA binding; DNA-binding transcription factor activity, RNA polymerase II-specific
Source: RefSeq, a predicted model, not a curated record